Limulus polyphemus (Atlantic horseshoe crab) is the source of this 2966-nucleotide messenger RNA. It is a transcript of the gene LeuRS-m, whose product is annotated as probable leucine--tRNA ligase, mitochondrial. The transcript has 19 exons. Gene Ontology annotation, biological process: leucyl-tRNA aminoacylation; mitochondrial translation. NCBI's taxonomy places the organism in Eukaryota, Metazoa, Arthropoda, Merostomata, Xiphosura, Limulidae. The record is from RefSeq and is a predicted model, not a curated record. Gene Ontology annotation, cellular component: mitochondrion. Gene Ontology annotation, molecular function: aminoacyl-tRNA deacylase activity; ATP binding; leucine-tRNA ligase activity. Bases 177 to 2648 code for a protein of 823 amino acids.
UCUAAGUAAGAUUUUCUAACAUGAAGUUAUUUAUCACGGUUCUCUGUCUCUGCUUAAAAUUAAAUCAUUAGGGAACGAUAAUAAAUUAUGUUAUGAUCAGGAGUAAAGAAAACUGGCCAAAAAUAUUGUUACAUAUGUAGUACAGAAAACUUAGACAACAACUUCAGAACUUAGCCAUGACCAUAUUUUGUAGAAGUCGAGUAGGAUGGUGGCUGUGUGUAUCAAGGAUGAUUUCUCCUAGCAUUUACUGCAAUUUGAAAGAAAGGUUACAGGAAAGCAGUGUGGGGAUAUUCAGAAUUUAUAGUUUUAGGAGGUCUUCAAUCUUGACAGUUGAGUUAAAAAAAGAUAUUGAAUAUCGCUGGCAAAAGGAAGUAGUUUCAUCAAGUGGGGAUGAAAACGAAACCCUGUCAAGUCAAGAUAAAUUUUAUGUGCUUUCGAUGUUCCCAUAUCCAUCAGGACGACUCCACAUGGGUCAUGUGCGUGUCUAUACCAUCAGUGAUGCAAUGGCAAGAUUCUACAGAAUGAGAGGCAAGAAGGUGAUCCAUCCAAUUGGAUGGGAUGCUUUUGGUUUGCCAGCAGAAAAUGCUGCUAUCGAUGGAGGAAAACAGCCAGAUGAUUGGACUUACAGUAACAUCAGAACAAUGAAAGAACAGUUGAAACAAUUGGGAAUUAGUUUUGAUUGGACUAGGGAGCUGAGUACCUGCAAUCCUGACUAUUAUAAAUGGACACAGUAUAUCUUUCUUCUUAUGUAUCACAGAGGUUUGGCAUACAGAAAAGAGGCUCUUGUGAACUGGGAUCCCAUUGAUAAAACCGUUCUUGCAGAUGAACAGGUGGACGAACAAGGUUUAUCUUGGAGAUCAGGUGCUAAAGUUGAAAAGAAACUUCUCCGACAGUGGUUCCUUCGUACAACGGUUUUUUCAAAAGAUUUGUAUGAUGGUCUGGAAGAUCCCAUGCUUACCAACUGGAGAGAUAUAGUAAGCCUACAAAGACAUUGGAUUGGUGAAUGUACGGGAAGUACUGUGAAAAUGAAGGUGCUAUGUGAUGGGAAAGAAGUUGAUGAUACUUUGUUAGUUUGGACCGACAAACCCGAGUUGAUCUGGGGGUCGUCAUAUAUUAUUGUUUCUCCUGAUCAUCAAUUAAACCAGCCAAAAUUUUACAACUCAUCAUCAUCAUCAUCAACUGUAGGGACGACAGAAGAUUUGUCAAAGGGUGUUUUGCUGAGAGUUAUGGCAGUAAAUCCAUUAAGUGGUCAAAACAUACCAAUUUUCGUUUCAUCUAGUUUUGAAUGUUCUCAUGCUACAGAAUCACAUUUAGGCAUUCCUGGUGAAAUAGAGACAGAUCUGGAAUUUUCUCAGAAUCAUCAUCUGAAGGUUGUCCAUGUGACAGAAAAAUCACAAGAUGGAGAAACUGUACUAAUAAACUCUGGAAAGUUCUCAGGUUUAACGCUUCAAAGAGCAAGAGAAGAGAUAGUGAAGGAGUUGAAGAAACUUAAAAUUAGUGGAAAUCAGACAAGCAAAAAACUGAGAGAUUGGUUAAUAUCUAGACAGAGAUACUGGGGUACACCAAUCCCAAUCGUGCAUUGUCCAUCUUGUAAGGUUGUACCUGUUCCACUUGAUGAUCUUCCUGUGAUGCUACCGAAAGUUUCAACACUUUCAGGUCGAGGAAUCUCUCCUCUUCAUUCAGUUGACAGUUGGAUCAAUACCAAGUGUCCCAAGUGUGGAGGAAAUGCUCAGAGAGAAACGGAUACCAUGGACACAUUUGUUGAUAGUUCCUGGUACUACCUACGUUUCUUAGACCCACACAAUAAUACUGUGCCCUUUGAUACGGAGAAGAUCAAUUCUCUAAUGCCAGUUGAUUUGUACAUAGGUGGCAAAGAACAUGCUGUUAUGCACCUGUAUUAUGCACGGUUUGUCAGUCACUUCCUCCAUUUUGAAGGACUGAUGAAAUGCAGAGAACCUUUUCAGAGAAUGCUAGUUCAAGGAAUGGUUAUGGGGCAGACCUUUAGGGUUAAGGGCACGGGUCAAUACGUGUCUCCAGCAGAUGUAGAAUAUAAAGGUAAAAAGAUUUUAGACAGAAAGAGUGGACAACCCGUUGCAGCAGAAUGGGAGAAAAUGAGCAAAUCUAAACUUAAUGGCGUUGAUCCUGAGUUCCCAGACAUAUUGAAAUGGCAGCAGCGAUUGUGGUCAACUGUGCAGACAUUCAGGAAGUUUCGAGAAGUUCAAAGGAAAAUACAUCUAUCAGAAGAAGAAUGGAAAAAACACGAAGAAUAUCUACUUGACAGCCGAAAUUUUUAUUUGAAAGGGGUUACCUUCAAUUUCCAGGAUUCUUACCAGUUAAGUGUGGCCAUUUCUAAGCUGCAAGGCCUAACAGGUAGCCUCAGACGAGUUCCUGCUGCCAUGAUCUACAGUGCAGAAUAUGAGAAAGCCCUAGCAACACUGAUAAUUUUACUUUCUCCUCUUGCACCACACUUUGCUUCUGAACUGUGGAAAGACUUUAGAGAAUAUGCUUCCCAAGAUGUAGGAGACUAUGAUCUGGAUAAGAAUGUUCUUGAACAGAAGUGGCCCGAGGUCGACAUGAGCUACUGUUUGGACUUGGUCAUUAAGGUAGGUUUCCAGAGGACUGAACUUUGUAAGAGCCAAUUAAUUUAGCUUAUUUUCCAACAUCUGUUGGAGUAAUAAUUUUUAAAAACUAACUUUCUGCUUACAUAUUUUUUGGAUCUUAUAAAAGCAAUCUACCUAUUUAAAUAAUAAAGUAUGUACUGGGAGUAUGUAAUGAUUAGAAUGCACUGAUUUUUGAUUGGGUACUUUCAGUGUUAAGUAGAAAUUUAAAACAGCUUUAAACUAUACGAAUAAAGCCUGAUUAGCUUCUUUGUCCCAGCUAGCCUUCAUCAGAGAUACAAGUGCCCCAGUAUCUAUCUAUCUAAAAAUAUAUAAAGGACAAAAAUCUGUUAUUUAACUACUUCUAGG